Messenger RNA from Eurypyga helias (sunbittern), 1130 nucleotides. It is a transcript of the gene ARF6, whose product is annotated as ADP-ribosylation factor 6. Gene Ontology annotation, molecular function: GTP binding; GTPase activity. Gene Ontology annotation, cellular component: cytoplasm. NCBI's taxonomy places the organism in Eukaryota, Metazoa, Chordata, Aves, Eurypygiformes, Eurypygidae. Gene Ontology annotation, biological process: intracellular protein transport; vesicle-mediated transport. The transcript has a single exon. The coding region runs from base 60 to 587 and encodes 175 amino acids. The record is from RefSeq and is a predicted model, not a curated record.
CCCUCCGCUCCCCCCCCACCCCCACCCCGGAGGCGCCGGGCCCCUUGGAUGCCGCCGAGAUGGGCAAGGUGCUGUCCAAGAUCUUCGGCAACAAGGAGAUGCGGAUCCUGAUGCUGGGUCUGGACGCGGCUGGUAAAACCACCAUCCUGUACAAACUGAAGCUGGGCCAGUCCGUCACCACCAUCCCCACCGUGGGCUUCAACGUCGAGACGGUUACUUACAAAAACGUCAAGUUCAACGUGUGGGAUGUCGGGGGCCAGGACAAGAUCCGUCCCCUCUGGAGGCACUACUACACGGGCACGCAAGGGUUGAUCUUUGUGGUGGACUGCGCCGAUCGCGACCGCAUCGACGAGGCCCGCCAGGAGCUCCACCGCAUUAUCAACGACAGGGAGAUGCGGGACGCCAUCAUCCUCAUCUUCGCCAACAAGCAGGACCUGCCUGAUGCCAUGAAACCCCAUGAAAUCCAGGAGAAACUGGGCCUGACCCGAAUCAGGGAUAGGAAUUGGUACGUGCAGCCCUCCUGUGCUACCACAGGGGAUGGACUCUACGAAGGGCUGACAUGGUUAACAUCCAAUUAUAAAUCCUAAUGAGAGAAUAACUAUUUAGUCUACAAAGAAUUAAAGAGGAAAAAAAAAAAUAACCCACCUGGCUUUCCGGAAGAAUGAUUCUCUACUGAAAAGUGAAACAAAAGCAUCCUUAGGAUUAUGAUCACCUUUCUCCAGUUACCACCCUCUCCUUCUGCACACUUGACUGGAUUCCUGUUUUAACUCUUCUUGCUUGGCGUUAGGAUGCUCUAAUCUCCGAAUGUGACACGAACACAGGCACUAGAUGCUAUGGCAGACUUCCAGCAAACAGGGGAAAGACUCAUUGUAGACUUGCUAAGUAACUUUUUUUUUUUUUUGGUUUCCUCUUGAUAGCCCUUAAGAUGGUUUGAUUAUUUUGGGGGAUGGUUGGGGGAGGGGUACCGUUUCCAGUGUAUGCUUUCUGGUUCUACUUUUUUGGUUAUAUGUUGGGUUUUUUUUGUUCUGUUUUCUUCUUAUCACUUGCUGUAGAUUGCUACUUUUUUGCAUUCACGCAGAAUAUGUUGAUAGGUCUACUUCAUCUAGUAAACUGAAAAUUAUUGCUUAAAA